AUGUCUCAUCCACCAGAGCCGCCUCCGCUCUUCGGAGCAACACCAUCAUCCAUCACCGAAUGCGCUCGACAGCUGAUCCAAAGACUUCGUCAGACGCAGAGACAGAUCAUAGAUACGGUGCUACCAGAAGACGCGACCUUUUCCAAUGUCCUUCUGCCACUCGCACAGGCUGAAAAUGCCGUUUCGGCAGACAAGUGGCUCAUCACAAGUUACAGAAAUUUCUCGCCAGAUGCAGCUCUGCAAGACGCUGCUAACGUCGCAGCUACUAUGUUUGAGGACUUUGAACUUGAAACCUCAUUAAAUAAUGACCUUUUUAAGUUGAUAAAUACCGUGUUACGCAUUGGUGAGCAGCUGGAUGGCGAAUCGCGGCGAUAUCUAGAAAAGAAGUACAAGGGCCAUAUCCGUAAUGGACUCUUGCUCUCAGAAGACUCUUCCCGCCAGCACUUCCAGACUAUGCAAUCCCGUAUCUCCGUGCUAGAGGCUGAAUACAAAAAGAAUUUGGCAGACUCACGUCUAGAAGUCUGGCUUAACCGCCAGGACUUGAGAGGGGUACCGGACGAAGUUUUAUCUAGAUUUAAGAGCGACACCAUUAGGGACGAGCAGAGGUUCCGAUGCGACUCCAGAACAAUCCUUCAGGUUAUGAUGUUUGCCACAAAUGCCGAUAUACGAAGGCUUUGCUAUAUGGCUAGUGAAAACACAUGUCGCGGAAAUGAACUUGUGUUCAAAGAACUCAUCCUGCUCCGUGCCGAAAGUGCUCGUCUACUUGGCUACACUAGCCAUGCUGCGUUGAGACUUGAGGAUAGAAUGGCCAAAACACCAGAUGUUGUCAACAAUUUCCUGACCAAUUUGGUUUCAAUGCUCUCUGAGACAGCAAAUGCUGAGGUUGAGAAUCUCAAAGCCAUGAAAAAGAAUGAUGUCGAGUCUCGUGGAGAGUCAUUUGAUGGAAACUAUUAUUUCUGGGAUCAUGCUUUUUAUAAUCGACUCAUGAUGGAGAGAGAGUAUGAAUUGGAUCAGCAGCAGCUGGCAGAAUAUUUCCCCCUGCUGUCAACUAUAGAAUCUAUGCUGGAAAUCAACCAGCAUCUUUUUGGCUUGGUUUUUACGGAGAUUACCAAACCAAACCAAGAUUCCGGCGUCACCCUCGGGUAUUAUAAGAGCGCCGAGAUGCUCUGGCAUGAUGACGUGAGAGUUUUCAGCGUAUGGAACGAUAAGCAAGAAGGUGGCGACUUUGUUGGCUAUCUGUACCUUGACCUCUACGAUAGGAAAGGUAAACCUCCAACUGCAUGUAAUGUGCCAAUACGACCAGGCUGUAUUCUACCGGAUGGAUCGCGUCAAUAUCCUGCGACUGCACUGCUGUUUGACUUCGAGAAACCUAGCGUCACUAACCCGACGCUCCUUCAGCACCGUGAUGUUAUCUUGUUGUUCCACGAGUUGGGACAUGGUAUCCACGAGCUCGUGGCCCAAACCAAGUUUGCAUGCUUUCACGGAACUGCGUCGCCUGUUGAUUUUGCAGAGAUGCCUAGUCAGGUACUAGAGAACUGGUGCUGGACACCAUCACAACUAAAGCGUCUAGGUAGACAUUAUUCAUACAUAUCCGCGGACCACUUACAAACAUGGAGCGAAGCGGCGAAUGGCAAGCCCAGGCCAACAGAGAGGUUGUCUGAUUUGGAGAUUGCAAAUCUAACUCGUAGCAAGCACUGCAAUAGCGCGUUGUUGUACCUGCGUCAAACGGCCAUCGGUAUGUUCGACAUGUUGGUCCAUCAGAUCACUAACAAUACUGAAGCCGAGAGGUGGGAACUGGCUGUCAAGUGGAAUCAGCUGCGCCGCAAAGUUCUCCCCUUGGCUGGAGGCGAAGCCGUAAAUGGCGAUUGGGCUUGGGGACAUGGUUAUGCCAACUUUAGGCAUCUUAUCGAAAACUAUGACGCUGGUUAUUACAGCUAUUUAUUUUCUCUUGUUUAUGCUGCCGACGUGUUUAAUGCAACGUUUAAACUUGAUCCGGAGAAUACGGCAAAUGGCCGUCGGUAUCGCCAUGCAGUGCUUACAAAAGGGGCAAGCGAGGAUGAAAUGACGAUUUUGACCCAAUUUUUAGGCAGAGAACUAGACUUCUAUCCUUUCUCACAAGAAUUGAACCUAUCAUAG
Messenger RNA from Trichoderma breve, 2136 nucleotides. RefSeq names its product peptidase family m3 domain-containing protein. Gene Ontology annotation, molecular function: metalloendopeptidase activity. The record is from RefSeq and is a predicted model, not a curated record. NCBI's taxonomy places the organism in Eukaryota, Fungi, Ascomycota, Sordariomycetes, Hypocreales, Hypocreaceae. Gene Ontology annotation, cellular component: mitochondrial intermembrane space. The coding region runs from base 1 to 2136 and encodes 711 amino acids. Gene Ontology annotation, biological process: proteolysis; peptide metabolic process. The transcript has 3 exons.